UAUGUGACAUUAGUCAUUUUCAAUACUAUUUAGGGCAGAUAGGGUGGAUAGUGUGGACAUUGGGACGCAGGAAUGGGACAAAACCAGGGCAAGGAGGGGGAGAUAGGGCAGGACAACAGCUCUGCAGGACCAGAGGAAAAGGGACCAAGCCCAGACCCUGGGGGGGCCAAAGAGGAAGGAAAUCUAACCAUUGAAACUCAUGGUGUCAGGACAGAUGAGGAGAACACAGGCGGUGGAGGGUUGGAUGGAGGCCCAGGCAGGGAGUCACCAUCACCUACACCAGUGCAUGGUUUGGAUUCUCAUGAUAAGGUGUGCGCUCCCACGGAUGGGGGGGUUGAAGAGGGAAGGGGUGGCGAGAAAGAGGGAGGAAGAAAGAGUAGUGAGGAAGGCAGGGCUGGACCGCUGGCUCCACAGCAGCUGAAUGGAAUCGCACAGUCUGACAGUGAACCAGACCACGAGAGAAAAGACUUGGAGAGUACACUAGAAGACCAUCAGGGGAAACUUAGGUGUGACCUUCCUGGUAAAGAGAAAGUUGAAAGCGGUCGCAAAGGAGAAAACAGGAGUAAGAAGUGCGCUUCACAUGUAAAGAACAAAAUGGAGUCUGUCUGUGGAGAUGACGACAAGCUAAAGAGCCAGGAAGAGGACAGAAAAGCUGCCUGUGAUAUUACAGGCCCUACCUUGGAGAUUCUGGAAGGGAAGGACAUUUCAAAACCACGUGGUGGGGACGCCAACACCAAUGUUCACUUCACAGUUCAAGACCAAGCUUUAGUCAUUACCGAAAACGUCAAGUUGAAGACCGGCAUGACUGAAUCGCAAAACAAGAGGCCGAUCAACAAGCCCACAACAUCAAACCUUGUAAUGAACUCACAAGCGGAAACAUCAAAGGACAUCACUGAGGCAAUUCAGCACAGCAACGAAGAAAUACAGAAGAAGUUGCCAGAGAAUCCAGAUAAGAUUGUAACAGGAAAUUCCCCGAAGAACGUCGAAACCCAAGGGUGGUCAGUGAAGGAUGUCUACGGAGCCAGAGAACCAGAAACCUCCAGCGCUGAACGCUCGUCCCUGAUGAAUGCAGAAACCCAGGGGCGGUCGAUGAAGGAUGUCUGCAGAGCCAGAGAAAACGUUACGGGGCGUCAGCCAACAGAUGAUGUCAUAAAGACCAGAUUUACUAGUUCAUCUCUGACAGGUGCGGAUUUACAAAGCAAAGCUGUGAGUCUGAGCCCAGAGGACCUCAGCGCCUUAGAAGUGGCAUCCAAGUCACCUCGGGGUCACUCAGAGAGCCAUCGACAAAUGUCUGCGGGAGAAUUCACACAGGACCGGCUUCAGAAAGAAAGGCAAUUUAAUGUGUCAGACUUGGAGAGCCCUUGGACAGAGGAACCUUCACUUGGGAGAUCACCCGCUGGAGGUCAUAAAAAUAAAGAUGGCAUGAGAGAGACCGAAGAAAGAGAAAAUCUGGAAUCUGCUUCAAAGGGUCCCUAUCAUUCCCAUGCAAAGAAAACCGAGAUAAAAGAUCUUUCUCUGCGUGGAACAGAAACGGAAGAGGGUUGUUUUGUGACAUCUAAUAUUGCCAGUGUAGGUAUGCUGGGUGAAAACAAAGCACGGCUACAAAGCUAUGAAGAUGAGAAAUGUAUUGCAUUCUCUGAAGACAUAACAGAUUCGAACCCCCCUUGUAAAUAUGAUGUUCAAGUUAUGCAAAAAAAUGAAAAAGAGGAUUCCCCUCUUUCAGCAAAGGCCAAAGUACACACAGAGAAAAGUCUGGAAGGGUUUCUGGCUGAAGCAGUGAUAAAACCCCUUCCAGAGACAGUGAAGGGUACGACACAUGAGAUGGAUCCAGAAUGUUCCUCUUCUGUAAGUGCAGUGAUUGAUGUAGAAGAUCCUACAAAACAACAGAGGUCAGUGGGAAACGCUAACUCGGGCGACAUGAUGACGCCAUCAGAGAGAGACAAGGUCAGCAAGUCUACUAUUAGCUUGCGUAAGGAAACAUCUGCAACUGGUUCCAUCUCUGAGCUCAUUGCUGGUCCUGAGACAACUUCAGGUCGCAUAGAUGAUAGGCCAAGUGUGGACAAGAAAACAGAAGUCACUCUGUCUGGCUCUUUUCAGCUUCAAGAAAAAUCUUUUUUGAAGAGUUUAACAAAUGCAACAACCCAUUCCACUGUAAGCCCGACAGACGUCUCCGAUCAGGUGUGGGAUGGUUGUACUGCCGGAGCUGCAUUAGCAGACAACGCAGCAAACACAUCUGCUGCACAAGAUGUGCAACAUUCCUCCUCCAUGUGCAACCUUAUAACUAUGCAAGCUAACGAGAAACCAGAUAAAGAACAGAACAAGCUGUCGACAAAAGCAAAUUGUCAUGUGUUAGGGGAGAAACAUUCAAGCCAGCUUGACCAAAAGCACGCAAUAGAAAGCAGCCCAACCACCACCAUGGAAGCACCACAGGGUGCACAGAAAAGACAUGUUUCUGAUAUGAUAAAGGAAACUAUUGAGUUGCAGAAGAAGAUGAAAGAGUGGACCAAGCCAGCUGAGGCCCGGGUCGAUCUGACCUUAGAUCCAACACAGUCUGUGAAAGUGUCACAGAUGAAAGCAGCAUUUGAUCUACCGAAGAAAUCACCUGACAAAGCUCUAGAGAGAAAACCUUCAGUAAGAAAAGAUAUGUUCAAACGGGUUGUGCGACAGAGUAAGUUCCGGCAUGUGUUCGGCCAGGCGGUGAAGAAUGACCAGUGCUAUGAUGACAUCAGGGUGUCCCGGGUCACGUGGGACAGCGCAUUCUGCGCAGUCAACCCCAGAUUUGUUGCCAUAAUUGUGGAGGCCAGUGGUGGAGGAGCGUUCAUGGUUUUGCCUCUUCACAAGUCGGGCCGUAUAGAUAAGGCCUACCCUACAGUAUGUGGCCACACUGGCCCUGUUCUGGACAUUGACUGGUGCCCUCACAAUGACCAGGUCAUCGCUAGUGGAUCUGAAGACUGCACUGUGAUGGUGUGGCAGAUCCCAGAGAACGGUUUGGUGACCUCCAUGGCAGAGCCGGUGGUGGUGCUGGAGGGUCAUUCUAAAAGAGUGGGAAUCGUUACCUGGCAUCCCACCGCCCGCAACAUCCUGCUCAGCGCAGGCUGUGAUAAUGUGGUUAUCAUCUGGAAUGUGGGGACGGGAGAAGCCAUGAUCACCAUGGAGGACAUGCACCCUGACAUCAUCUUCAGCGUCUGCUGGAACCGCAACGGCAGCCUCAUUUGCACCGCCUGCAAGGACAAGAAAGUCCGGGUCAUUGACCCACGCAAGGAGGAGAUCAUUGCGGAGAAGGACAAGGCCCAUGAGGGUGCCAGGCCCAUGAGAGCCAUUUUCCUGUCUGACGGCAAAGUGUUCACCACUGGUUUUAGCCGCAUGAGCGAGAGACAACUCGCCCUCUGGGAUCCGGACAAUAUGGAGGAGCCAGUUUCUGUCCAUGAGAUGGACACCAGUAACGGAGUCCUCCUGCCCUUCUAUGAUCCCGAUACUAACGUGGUCUACCUGUGUGGAAAGGGUGACAGCAGUAUCCGUUACUUUGAGAUCACAGACGAAGCUCCUUUUGUCCAUUACCUCAGCACCUUUACCACUAAGGAGCCUCAGAGGGGCAUGGGAUACAUGCCCAAGAGAGGGCUGGACGUCAACAAGUGUGAGAUCGCAAGGUUUUACAAACUGCAUGAGAGAAAGUGUGAACCUAUCAUCAUGACUGUGCCAAGAAAAUCGGACUUGUUCCAGGACGAUCUUUACCCCGACACGGCGGGUCCGGAUGCCCCCCUGGAGGCUGAGGAAUGGUUUGAAGGGAAGAACGGAGAACCUGUCCUGAUAUCCCUGAAACAUGGAUACAUCCCAGGCAAGAACCGUGAUCUCAAAGUGGUCAAGAAGAACAUCCUAGACAACAAGAUGAGCAAGAAUACAGAGAAUACUGCCCCUGCUGUCAAGACUGCCACCUCCACACCAUCUAUCAAAAGUGAAGCUAAGCUGGAAGAGGUUUUGAAAGAAAUGAAAUCUCUCAGAGAGCUGGUCAGCAGUCAGGAAAAAAGAAUUGCCAAACUUGAGGAGCAGCUGUCUAAAAUGGACAUCUAAUGGACCCUGAAAUCCCUUCCCCUUCUAUUCAGGAUAUCCCAUUGGCCAGGUGGGCGGGACCCGUCACUGCCAAUCACCAUGACAGCGUUCCGUCUGAAGCCUGCCUUGAAAAGACUCCAACCAACAUUCCAAGAUGAUAAUGUUUUUUUUUUUCUUUUUUUGCAAUCCCCAAAACCUGUUUAUACCUCAUAGCCAUUUGGAAAACUAGAAACGCAUUCAGUUUCUCUCAAUUUGACCUGAUUAGCUUUUUACUCAGUCUCACUCCAAAUCUUUCUGCAACGGCUGUGUUUUAUCUGGUGUUCUUGAAAGGUCUUAAGUUUUUUGUUUUGUUUUUCUUAUUAAAAUUGUGACCAAGCAGAUUGCAUCAUGAAGCAGUUACAUGAACUUGAUGAGCUCAGAGUUUGAAGUAGCCAUCAGUAUUGCAGUUCCCCUUUCGCCCUUCUGAGUUGCCAAAUUUAAUGAGGAGUUAUGCACCUCCCUGACAGUAUUUGACUAGCUUUUCAUUUUGUACUUUGUAAAAGGAACAAAGAUAUAUGCUAGUAAUGCAAGGAGGGAAAUCAUUGGAACCAUUCGUCAAUGUUAUAGGUGUCUUUCUAGAGAAUAAAAAAAAAUAAAGAUUUUAAUCAAACAUGUAGAGUUGACAAAGUUUACAAACCAGUACUGGAAAACAAUACAGGUGCACUAAAAUAUUCCAUACACAAAACAAUUCAGGUACCAAUGUAAAAGUAUUAAAAUAUUAAUUAGCAAAAUAAUUGUGGUUCUGAGGGUUGCCAUGAAUACAGCCAAUGUGUACUCUACUCACAACUCCAAACAUUUUAUCAUCAUAAUAAUAAUACAAGCAAAUUGAGUCUGUUUUCCCCUUUCUAGUUUCUACAUAACUGAACUUUCUUCUUCAUUCAUGUUCUGUUUCCUGAAUGAAGCCAUAACCAGUACGGGUCUCACUUUGUAAACUCUAGAAGGUCUCAGCUUCUAGUUUCACAUCCCAAAACAUGAUUAUAUAAGCUCAGAACUAGAUAGCACCCAUAGACGUUCGUUGCUUUACCAGCUCGAUAGCUUUUACACUGACUUUGUUCAGACAUCGUUCAGGUCUAAGGAACACCGUUAGGUUUGCUUUGCUUUCUCAUUGAUUCCUACAAAUCUCAUCUUGAGUUGUGCCGUCCACACCAUCUCAGAAACGAGCUUGUUUGAUGUACAUACUUUUGCUGUGCAUUGUAGACCGUGACUACCAGCACAAUAGUGAGUCAUGAUUGACUUCCUUUUCCUAAUAAGCUCUUUUGCAAUUGCACUGUCUCUCUUGCUCUCCCAGUCAAGCAGAACUAGUUCUCUCCAGGGACGGCUCGCAUCUAGAUGAUGAUUUCAUGAACGUGUUGUGUUGUGUCCACAAGUUUGAGCUGAUGACAACUGGCUUUUUUUUUUUGCUUGGUUAUGUAUUGGCCAUGCCAGGAAGAGAGGAAACUGUGAUUCUGUUGUUCAGAUUGCUUUGGCUACAACCUUCGUCAGAGCGUUCUCUUGUGGUUUUCGUUUUGACGUUUCUACAUAUCUCGUUCCGGUUCGCAUCACUGCCUAGUGCCUCUUUCAUAGAUUCAGAAAAGCAUCUUCCCUCCUCCACAUGCUUUUUCGUCUAAAAUAGCCACCGUCUUCUCACCUCAGAACCAUUACGUGACCUACAAGAACUUCAUUUGAAACGAGGCUGACAGCGACAACUCAGUACCUCUGAUGUCAUUCUCUCGCUUUCGUGCUCUCUUUUCUUGAAGUUUUAAAGUGAAGGGUUUGAAAAAGUAGGGGCCGUGUUUAUGGGUACAGAUGUGCCAAGUUGUGCGAUGGAUCCAUAUUGAGUGUUUAAGUGGCCUCAGGAGGCAUCUGUGAUGCAGCCUCGAGCGUGUGCUUUCAAACGAGUGAAUGAUUGAAGUGAAAAGGGAUUUUUGUAGGUUGAAAAGAUAAAGCAAGAAGAAGGCUGGAUGUAAGUGAUUUAUUUUGAUGCUUUGUAAAUAUAUUUUUUUAGUUUUCCUUUACUUUUUUUUUUCUUUGGCUGUAGGAAGGUGUUUGUCCAUCAUUUAGAGUUUGAUGGUUUUAAAUAAUUCCCCAUUUUCCCGCAUUGUUAUGCGCACUGUGAGCCUUUAAUGUUUCCAAUGAUAAAAUGAAAUAAGAAUCGAAAGGAAGGAGAUCUAGAAAUUCCAUUUUGUGCAUAACUGUUCCAUUUUUGUUCAUUCAUCUGCUUCAAGUAUAAAGAGUCUUACUGAUUACCAGAAAAAUAAAAAAAAUAAACUGAA
Onychostoma macrolepis is the source of this 6338-nucleotide messenger RNA. It is a transcript of the gene coro1ca, whose product is annotated as coronin, actin binding protein, 1Ca. Gene Ontology annotation, molecular function: actin filament binding. Gene Ontology annotation, biological process: actin filament organization; neural crest cell migration. The coding region runs from base 73 to 4068 and encodes 1331 amino acids. NCBI's taxonomy places the organism in Eukaryota, Metazoa, Chordata, Actinopteri, Cypriniformes, Cyprinidae. The transcript is spliced from 12 exons. The record is from RefSeq and is a predicted model, not a curated record.